AUCACUGAGCUGCUGAGCGGAGAGGUUCCUAUAAGGUGUCAGGAUGUCGCUGUCUAUUUCUCCAUGGAGGAGUGGGAGUAUUUAGAAGGACACAAGGAUCUGUACAAGGACGUCAUGAUGGAGAAUCACCAGUCCCUCACAUCACCGGGUGAAGAUAGGAUGAGCCACUCCCAUGGACAUCUCCGUUUAUCUCCCUAUCAUGAAGUAGAAGAUAAUAAUACCACAGAAGAUAAUUCAAUAACUCCUAAUGUACCCUUAGUCCUUCACAAUGGAGAUCUGUCCACCGAUACCGCUGGUCUCAAGAAACCUUUAUCAAAUCUGGUUGGCAAAACAAGAAUGAAACAGAAAGGCGGGAAAAUAUUUCCAUGUGAGAAACAUUUUAAAAAGAAAUCUAAUCUUUUCUUGCAUCAGAGAAAUCAUGAAGCUAAAAGGCCAUUUUCAUGCUCUGAAUGUGGAAAAUGUUUUACUAGGAAAUUCCUUCUAGUUGCACAUCAGAGAAGUCACACAGGGGAGAAGCCUUUUUCAUGUCCUGAAUGUGGAAAAUGUUUUAGUCGGAAAUCAUAUCUUGUGAACCAUUUAAGAAUCCACUUAGGGGAGAUGCUAUUUUCAUGUACAGAAUGUGGCAAAUGUUUUAGUCAGAAAGCAAAUCUUGUGAGCCAUCUAAGAGUCCACCUAGCUGAGAAGCCAUUUUCAUGUUUAGAUUGUUGGAAAUGUUUUAGUAAGAGUUCAUUUCUUUUUUACCAUUGGAUCACUCACAACAGAGAGAAAACCCUUCCAUGUUCAGAAUUUGAAACAGGUUUUGCCCAUAACAUGGCUCUUCUCAAUCAUCCGAUAAAUCCCAAAAAAGAGAAGCCAUUUCUGUGUUCAGAAUGUGGGAAAUGUUUUAGUCACAAAAUGGAUUUUGUUAGACAUCAGAGAACUCACACAGGGGAGAAGCCAUUUUUAUGUCCUGAAUGUGACAAGUGCUUUAGUCGGAAAUCAUCUCUUGUGGAACAUGUCAAAAUUCACACAGGAGAGAGGCCAUAUUUAUGCUCAGAAUGUGGGAAGUGUUUUAGUCAAAAAUCAGACCUUGAGAGACACCAGAGAACUCACACAGGAGAGAAGCCAUUUUUAUGUCCUGAAUGUGGGAAAGCUUUCCGUCAGAAAUCAAAUCUUGGGGAACAUCUAAAAUUUCACACGGGGGAGAAGCCAUUUUCAUGCUCAGAAUGUGGAAAACGUUAUACCCUUAAAUCAAAUCUAGUUUAUCAUCUGAGAACUCACAAAAGAGAGAAGCCAUUUUCAUGCUCAGAAUGUGGGAAAUAUUUUAGUCAAAAAUUGGAUCUUGAUAGACAUCGGAGAACUCACACAGGUGAGAAACCAUUUUUAUGUCCUGAGUGCGGGAAAUGUUUUAGUUGGAAAUCAUCUCUUGCAGAGCAUCUAAGAAUUCACACAGGAGAGAAGCCGUUUUCAUGCUCAGAAUGUGGGAAAUGUUUUAGCCUGAGAUCAGGUCUUGCUACACAUCAGAAAACUCACACAGGAGAGAAGCCGUUUUCAUGCUCAGAAUGUGGGAAAUGUUUUAGCUUGAGAUCAGGUCUUGUUAGACAUCAGAGAACUCACACAGGAGAGAAACCAUUGUAAUGAUCAGAUAGAGAAACCAUUGUAAUGAUCAGAUAGAGAAUCCAUUGUAAUGAUCAGAUAGAGAAUCCAUUGUAAUGAUCAGAAAGAGAAACCAUUGUAAUGAUCAGAUAGAGAAACCAUUGUAAUGAUCAGAUAGAGAAACCAUUGUA
Molecule: messenger RNA, 1766 nt
Organism: Bufo gargarizans (Asiatic toad)
Lineage: Eukaryota; Metazoa; Chordata; Amphibia; Anura; Bufonidae
Product: gastrula zinc finger protein XlCGF26.1-like
Exons: 3
Coding region: 64-1617 (517 amino acids)
Biological process (GO): negative regulation of transcription by RNA polymerase II
Molecular function (GO): DNA-binding transcription repressor activity, RNA polymerase II-specific
Source: RefSeq, a predicted model, not a curated record